Molecule: messenger RNA, 1611 nt
Organism: Seminavis robusta
Lineage: Eukaryota; Bacillariophyta; Bacillariophyceae; Naviculales; Naviculaceae
Source: the annotation of a GenBank genome assembly
AUGGAUUGUGGCACCAGUAAGACCGCCUCAGACAAAAACGGGGAAGGCUUCCACCCUCUCCUGCUGGAAGUGGUUCGAGCACGGUCUGCCAGUAGCGAUCUACCAGCAGUAUGGGACUCUGAAACUGAGGGAAGCAAGGAAGCCAAGCAAGGCAACAUGUCACUGAAGGGAGACUCAAAAUCAGAGAGGAUUGUGAAGCUUGCAUCUGGUUGGGUACUCAAGGAAACACGCAAUGUAUGCAAGAAGACGCCUCAAGACGAAGAUGAAGAUGACCUGAUUCAAGAUAUCUUAAUUCAAAGAAACGCUACUGCUCUCGCUGAUAGGGAUACAGCCUUAGCACAAGUUGCUUUGACCAGGACAGCUAGUACCGGCAGUGCCUCUACAGGCUCGGUAUCACUUUCCGCCACAACUGUUGCCUCAGGCGGUCUUCGUUCUCAAGGGACCGGAGCAAGCAACAGUUCCUUAGGUCCAGGUGCCUAUGCAAGCUCUUUUGGUGCAGCUACCAGACUAUUGCUGCGUCCUCCCAUCUCGCGCGAAAACUCGCUGGCUGCCAUGAGCAUUCACGAUGACGAUGAUGAUGAUGACGACGACGAUGACUCCAGCACCUUGAGCUUCCGUGAGGAUAACAUGGACAUGGAUUUUUCUAGGUACACACACAAUGGUGACGCCAUGGAUUUGUCGAUGCAGGCUCCCAGUACUCCGUCUCUGGUCUUUCUUCCAGUAUCCGUAGCCACCAAUGGACACUUCAACGACGAGAGUACAAUGGAUCGUUCUCCUUCAGAGAGGCAGCUGGUCGAGGCAACACCCGUCCAUGAAGACGAAGAAGUUGGCAUGCCAGUGGCCCUUCCAGCCCAAGACCGAAUGACGAACGCCAAUGCCAGAAAGGAACGAAGCACGAAAGAUCUCAAAUACCUCUCACCCUUGUUUUUCUUGCUUGUGCUACUGCUAAUUGUCAUUUUGGCUCUCUUGCCUACCAUCAAAAGCAGCAGCAGUAACAGCAAGACCACCGAGACUGAAGCAUUGGGUGGUGAGCCAGGAGCUCUUGAACUAGUCCAUGAUCCUGAUCUACUGAGCCUCGAGCUUCCCGUCAAUUCGACGACGCUAUGGGAAAUCCAAAAUGACCCCGAGUCGCCUCCGGCUUUGGCCUACUCAUGGCUCCGGGCCGAUCCAAGCUUCCCCAGAAUCCACGCUUUCGAAAGAUCCAGCGAUUGGUGUUGGCAACUCUCUACUACACAUUGGAGGGAGACAAUUGGUGGAUCAACUUUGGAUGGACCGAGCAUGAAGAGCAUGAAUGUGAAUGGUUCAACAUGGCAAACCUUCCUCCUCUGUCGGCCGACAGCUGUGACGAACAGGAGAGACUAUACAAGCGCUCGUACUCGUACAAGAUGGGAUGAAAGGAACCAUUUCCAAAGAGAUUGGGCUACUGACAGACUUGCAACUGCUCAUCUUGGGCCGGUCCGAGUUGCGGGGAACCAUUCCGUCCGAACUUUGGAACCUUCCGCAGCUCCAGGCUCUGGCACUGCACUACAACGAACUGACCGGUACAAUCUCGCCAACCAUGAUGGAGUCUUUGGGAAAUCGUGGAAUCCAGUACUUGGGUCUUGCGGGUAA